AUGCCUUCAAUUGCAGACAUUCCUUGCGAGCUGGUGUCAUCCAUUCUGCGAAGCCUGGACGAUUUUGAGACUCUUACCUCAGCUUUGCUCGCAUGUCGCCAUAUUUAUACCUCCUUCAAGCAGAUAGCUGGCACUGAGUUGGCCAUUCUUCGUCGGAAAAUCGGGCUAGACCUACUCCCAUAUGCCGUCGCGUCUUUGGAAGCGUCAAGACUAAAGCCAAGCCCAGGUGACGAUAGUUCCAUCCGCGCCUUACUCGACCUACUCUACGAUAACCCUUCACAGUUGGUGGCCAGAACCGCUUCGAUAUCUUCAGAAUUCUUGCGAAGCAUGUCGCGCAAGCAUGACUGGGUGACUACUCUAGCACUCAGUUAUGCGGCAGAAGCCAGAAUUCACCUCUCCUCUGACAUCGCAGCAUCACCAGAGGCCGUCGAUCUGUCUCCUUCCGAGUACAUCCGCUUCUGUCGUGCCUUCUAUCGCGUCGACUUAUUCUACCUCCUUUUCGGCGCGGUCGGAAACUUCAACGGACUGUCCGGAAUGGGAAACUUGCUCUUCCACAGACAUCCGCCGUGGGUGAAUGAACAGCUUGGCUGCGUACAUGACUUCAUUGAGGACAAGUUUCUUGAAGACCUCAGUGCAUCUGAGCUUGCGACGAUAAUUCCCGUCUGCGAGAACGUUUGCAACACGGAUAAGGGCCUUACGCGGGUUGCAAAGGAUACACCAAUCACAAUCUUUAGCCAGGCCAGUAGCGGGAUGCUCAAUAGCAUGUCGCAGGUUCUGAUGGUUUACCAAUUAGCGGUAAAGGACAAUAUCGCGACCGAAGGGCUGCCGACAACAUGCUCCUCCGCCAUCCUCUCCUCCCACGAAAGCCCCUACGAGGCCACCAUCGUGCGCCAGCUCCGGAAACGAGGUGCUCAAGUCGUAGGGAAGACAAACAUGGAUGAAUUCGGCAUGGGAUCCCACUCGCUGAACUCGAUCCACGGGCCUGUACUCAAUUCGCUGUCUGCGACGCCGACCUCUGCUGGCGGAAGCUCAGGAGGCAGCGCGGUUGCGGUUCAGACAAGCGAAGCGGACGUCGCGCUCGGGACGGAUACGGGCGGUUCAAUUCGCCUUCCUGCGGCGUACUGCGGUGUGGUUGGAUAUAAGCCCUCCUAUGGCAUGCUGUCGAGGUUCGGGGUUGUUCCGUAUGCGAACUCCUUGGAUACCGUUGGUCUGCUUGCUAGGGAUGUUGAUGUUAUCGAGGAUUUGAUGUUCAGCACGGGACUGGACGCGGAACAUGACUCCCAGGACCCGACAUCCUUGUCAAAGAGCUUUCGAAAGAAGCAGCAGAGUCAAGCGGCCACUGGUCGGUCACGGCUACGCAUCGGCAUUCCUCUAGAAUACAAUAUCGAGGAAUUGGAUCCCAAGAUCAAAGCAGCCUGGUCUGACGCAGCAGACCUUUUGCAGAAAUCCGGCAUAGAGGUGGUUCCGGUAUCAUUACCGUCCACAAAGCACGCUCUAUCAGCAUACUACGUCAUCGCACCGGCAGAAGCAUCUUCCAACCUCGCCAAGUACGACGGCGUCCGCUACGGCACCCGCGGCGACGAGAGCGAUGGCGCUGGCGAGGUUCUCUACUCCAAGACUCGCGGUCUUGGCUUCGGCGAGGAAGUCAGACGCCGCAUCCUCCUCGGCGCCUACAGCUUGAGCUCCGAGGCAAUGGACAACUACUUUAUCCAAGCCCAGCGGGUGCGCAAGCUCGUCCAGCGAGACUUUGACCGCGUCUUUAGGCUGGAGAACCCCCUCUACGACGAACAGCAGUUCGACUUAAGCGAUAUGAAGGAUGAGGUCGAGCUUCAGGAUAAACUCGGCCCUUCGCAGGUGGACUUCUUGUUGUGUCCUACUGCGCCGACGUUUGCACCGCGUAUUGAGGAUAUCAAGCGGCAGACACCAGUGCAGGUAUACAUGAAUGAUGUCUUUACAGUGCCGGCCAGUCUCGCUGGGCUGCCGGCCAUCAGCAUCCCUGCCAAGAUCAAGUCGGAGGAUGAAGAGGUGGACGGUAGCCGGCGUGUGGCGGGUCUUCAGCUGAUCGGUCAGUACUGGGAUGACAAGCGGUUGCUCAGCGUGGCCAAGAAUCUCCUUAGCCAGUUACUUGCUUGA
Messenger RNA from Colletotrichum tamarilloi, 2133 nucleotides. RefSeq lists its product as uncharacterized. Gene Ontology annotation, biological process: mitochondrial translation; glutaminyl-tRNAGln biosynthesis via transamidation. The coding region runs from base 1 to 2133 and encodes 710 amino acids. The transcript has 4 exons. Gene Ontology annotation, cellular component: glutamyl-tRNA(Gln) amidotransferase complex; mitochondrion. NCBI's taxonomy places the organism in Eukaryota, Fungi, Ascomycota, Sordariomycetes, Glomerellales, Glomerellaceae. Gene Ontology annotation, molecular function: glutaminyl-tRNA synthase (glutamine-hydrolyzing) activity. The record is from RefSeq and is a predicted model, not a curated record.